AUGAGCUCCGUCGGAGCGGUAUCAGCGGCCCUUUCUGGCCGCGGAAGCAGAAACGCUGACUCUGCAUCGCAGGACUACGAAGUGAUAAUGCCUACGCUGCCUACUGGCUCGUCUGUCCAGAACACGAUUUUUUUACACGCCGAUGUGCGAGCCCGGCCCUACCGCCUGGAACAUUUCCGAGACGCCUUGGCCCGUGCGGCACUUCUCCCUGAAGUGCUCGCCUUGGGGGUGUACCAGUACAACCACGUGUGGGCUGUUACCUUCAGGAGCGCCGAGGGCAAGAAGAAGUUGCUCGCAGCCGACGGCUUCACAGUCAAGGAAGGCCGCUGCGUCGUGGUGGACCCGAAUAACCAGGACACGCGACUCAAGCUCCACUGGCUGCUCCACCACGUCCAAGAUGAAGAAGUGCGUGUGGCCCUGGCGCCCUUUGGGAGGGUGACGGGGGUCACAAGAGACCAGUGGCACGUGCCAGGCUGUAUGGACAUGGGGUCGACGACACGCUCGGUGACCCUCAAGAUGGCAGCCGGCGUCACGGUGGAGGACAUCCCUCAGCAGCUGCGCAUCGCUGGUGACCUGGUGUUGGUGGUGGUGCCGGGCAGGGCGCCGCUUUGCCUUCGGUGUAAGGGCAAGGGCCAUAUACGCCGGGAGUGCAGAGUACCACGCUGUGCAUCCUGCAGACAUUUCGGCCACAGUGAGAGCCAAUGCGUCCUCACUUACGCGAGCGUCGCAGGGCCCGUGAGAAACGACGAUAUUUCGGAGCACCUCAUGGACGUGGCUGACGCCGAGGAAGCUGCCAGCGGAGGAGCGAGUCAGCUACCCGAGCAGGCACCAACAACCCUUGGCCCUUUGGGGAGCAGUGACGAAAGCCGAAGCGACGGUGACCGCGGUAGGCUACCUGCCGGGACGUCGGCGGGCGGUGCGCCGAGUGUGGAAAACGUCGGCUUGGCGAAGUCUUCAGCUAUCGAGACGCCGCAUACUGACAAGGUUGAACCUAAGGACGUCGAGACGGAGGUCCCCAUGGCCCCGGUCCCCAAGCGGGCCCGUGAACUUAUUGAAAAAGUCAGCCAGAACUCCGGAGCGGCUGCCCCCGAUGAGCCGCCCCCAAAGGCUCCUCUGACGCGGCGGUCAAGCCUGAGACCCAAGCCCAACAUACCACCGGACCGAAGUCCGAUGGUGACGCUGCCCAUGCAGUAGUGAGGCCUCGCGCUCUGCAAGGCACUCGGAACUCUAGAGGGACGUAAACACGACGUGGCCGAAACGGAGACCUCCUGUAGCGCCUUGGACUUUUCGGCUGGCGAAAAUGGCCGGCCAGCGCUUCGGGACAGUGAGUCGUUAGGCGCCUCUCAAAGAGCCGAGGUUAGCACCAAGCAGCUCCGUUCUACUCGCUCAGAAAGGGCAGGUAAUCUCGAUACAGCCCUACGUGUCGCCACGCUGAAUGUACGGGGCUUGGCGGCCAGGCGCAGGCAGUACCAACUUAGCCGCCUUUUUCUGGAUAACGACCUUGACGUAGUGGCUGUGCAAGAGACGAAAGUAGAGAGCGAAGAGCAAACGAGCCGUAUGCUUCAGCCUUUCAGCGCUCGCUAUA
Messenger RNA from Ixodes scapularis (black-legged tick), 1585 nucleotides. RefSeq lists its product as uncharacterized. Gene Ontology annotation, molecular function: nucleic acid binding; zinc ion binding. Bases 1 to 1194 code for a protein of 397 amino acids. The record is from RefSeq and is a predicted model, not a curated record. The transcript has a single exon. NCBI's taxonomy places the organism in Eukaryota, Metazoa, Arthropoda, Arachnida, Ixodida, Ixodidae.